AUGGACCAAAGAAUUGAGAAGGUUUUGGUUGUAGGAGCAGGGCCUGUAGGCCUCUUGACAGCCUUGAUGCUGUCCAAAGUUGGGAUUUCAGUCCAAGUUUACGAAAAGAAUACAGAAAUCGAUCAAAGGCCUCGAGGGGCCGCUUACGGGCGUGCUGCAGUUCGAGUCUUUCGCCAGGCGCAAGUACUCGACAAGUUGCGAGAGAUGGGGGUAGAUGUCUCGUCGAUCGCAUGGCGAAAGCUGGACGGCACUCGAAUCACUGGGUUUUCGCAGGAGCAUAAUCAAUCGGAUCCCGAAAGAUCCCUUGUUUUACCGGUCCACUUGUUGGCCCAGUUUCUUUACGACGAGGUCAAGUCUUUGCCGAACGUCGAGGUCUUUUGGGGACACAAGUUCAAAACCCUCACACAGACAGAAGACAAGGUGACGGUCGAAUUCGAGACCGACGGAGGCACAGUUUUUUCUGAGGCCAAUUUCGUUCUUGGGAGUGACGGAGCACAAAGUGAUGUUAGAAAAUGUCUCUUUGGCCGGAAUUUCCCUGGAAUGUCGUGGGAUGUGCAAAUUGUGGCAACAAAUAUCAAGUAUUCCGGAUUUGACAUCCCUGGCUGGUCUGAUGUUCAAUGGAUCAUCCACCCGGAACACUGGGCACUGUUAUGUCGACUCGAUCGAGAAGGCACCUGGCGCGUUGCGUACGGUGAGAAGGCGGAUCUUGAUACAGAUACACUCAGAGAGCGACUUCCUUCGAAGUUCAAAGCUAUCUUACCUGGAUCUCCUGAACCAGGUGAUUAUGAAUUGUUAAACUGGAGUCCAUUCGUUAUGCAUCAGCGAUGCGUUGAAAAGAUGACCGUUGGGCGGGUAGUACUUGCUGGAGACGCUGCUCAUCUCUGCAAUCCAAUGGGCGGCCUUGGACUUACUGGUGGCAUUGCGGAUGUGGGCAGCCUGGUCGAAUGCCUGGUCGCAAUUCACAAUGGGGCGGCAGAUUUCUCAAUCCUAGAGAAGUACGAUGAGAAACGACGAGAGGUGUAUCACACAGUGACCGAUCCAACUUCAUCGGGGAAUUUAAGAAGAGUCUUCAACGAUGGCGAAACAGUCUUGGAGCACGAUCGAAUGCUUCAGAUGAUCGAGAAAUCUGCGACUGACCCUGCGCUAGGAAAGAUUUUGAUGCAGUUUGAGAACGCACUAUCAAGUGAUAUGUCGCAGUUUUACACUCCUCAGCAAAGUGAGGUAUCCGUGUGA
Messenger RNA from Exophiala mesophila, 1233 nucleotides. RefSeq lists its product as uncharacterized. Gene Ontology annotation, molecular function: FAD binding. The record is from RefSeq and is a predicted model, not a curated record. The coding region runs from base 1 to 1233 and encodes 410 amino acids. The transcript is spliced from 5 exons. Lineage: Eukaryota; Fungi; Ascomycota; Eurotiomycetes; Chaetothyriales; Herpotrichiellaceae.